Molecule: messenger RNA, 522 nt
Organism: Paralichthys olivaceus (Japanese flounder)
Lineage: Eukaryota; Metazoa; Chordata; Actinopteri; Pleuronectiformes; Paralichthyidae
Source: the annotation of a RefSeq genome assembly
AUGACUUUUGUGAUAUGCCUAGUAUUGUUUUGCCUUGUUUUAGGGUUAGUAGCGGUUGCUUCGAACCCAUCACCUUAUUUUGCUGCUUUAGGGCUGGUUGUUGUUGCUGGUAUGGGGUGUGGGGUACUGAUCGGUCAUGGUGGGCCCUUUCUGUCGUUAGUACUAUUUUUAAUUUACUUGGGGGGGAUGUUGGUUGUGUUUGCGUAUUCGGCGGCGUUGGCUGCUGAACCUUACCCAGAAACUUGGGGGAGUCGGCCAGUAAUAGUUUACAGUGCUAGUUACAUGGUGGGGGUGGUGCUAGUCUCUGUAUUGUUCUGAGGGGGGUGAUAUGAGUCUUCAUGGGUGUUAGUGGAUGAGUUGGGUGAGUUUUCGGUGUUUCGGGGUGAUAUUGGAGGAGUUGCUUUAAUAUACUCGUCAGGGGGUUGAAUGUUGCUUAUUAGUGCGUGGGUACUUUUAUUGACACUAUUUGUGGUGCUCGAGUUGACUCGUGGGAUGAGUCGAGGGGCGCUUCGGGCAGUUUAA